CUUGGGGUGGGGUCACGGGGGGCAAUUGCCCCUCCCAUUUUAUAUUUCCAACUUCACCUCCCAUUUUCUCUCUUCAAACACCGUUGUUCUAGUAAUCAGAACGUCGUAUAAUUUAAUCAAAUUCCCAGAUUCCAGAAAACUCACUCAGUCACGUAUUAACAAAUGGGCAAGAAAGAGGGAGAAAAGAAUGGUGGAGGUAACAAGGUUGCGCCGGCGCCGGCGCCGGCGGAGAAGAAAGACGACGUUUCGGUCACCGCCGUUUACAAGAUCAACUGCAAUUGCAACGGGUGCGUCGAGAAAAUAGAAAAAGCCCUUCGUCAUUUCGAUGGUGUGGAAGGGGUGAAGAUAGAUCGUGAUGCCUGCGAAUUGACGGUAAAAGGGACCAACUUAGACCUCACGGCAAUCAGAGAGAAAUUGGAAAAAGAAAUCAAGAAGAAAUUUGAGUUAAGAGAUGAACUUCAUAAGGAGACUCUACAACUUGCGAGGGAGAACUUGGAAAAGGAACCACGGAUUAUGGAGCUUAGAAACCAGAUUAAUCAACUGAUUGAAGAACUUUUUCCUCCUUUGAUUCUAUGGGACCAACAACCUCAGCCGCGACCACAGGAUGGUUCUUCACAGUCUUGGUAUCCUCCAUCUGUAGUUAGCUCCCCAAAUUCAUCUUGUCCAGGAACACCAAGCAGUGCCUCUUCUAGCAGCUUCAGUUCACAUAGGACUUCAGACAGGCCACAGUCGCCAUCACAUGUUUCUCCUGCUGAAGCUGCGGGUAUUAUUGCUGUUCUGAAGGAUAAAAGUGUUGAUGAAUUACGGAAGCUUUUGUCUGACAAGGAUGCAUACCAUCAUUUCUUACUCUCACUUGAUCAAGUGAAAAUUCAAAACAAUUCAAGAGAUGAACUUCGUAAGGAGACUCUUCAACUUGCGAGGGAGAACUUGGAAAAGGAACCACGGAUUAUGGAGCUUAGAAAACAGUGCAGAAUAAUACGGAAAACAGAAUUGGCUGCUGCUCAGGAGAAACUCAAUGAGCUUGAGAGAAAGAAGGAAGAGACAUUGAAAUUCUAUUCCCCUCAAUCCCUUCUCCAAAGGCUUCAAGAUGCAAUGAAUAAGACGGAGGAGGAAUCGGAAAACCUGCACAAACAGCUCUUAGAUAGGGAUGUGGACCUUGCGACCUUUGUGCAGAAAUACAAGAAGCUUCGUACCACUUACCAUAGGCGUGCGCUUAUUCACCUUUCAGCCAAAACUUCUUCAAUUGGUUGAAUAGGUAUAGCAGAUGUUGUAUAAUUUCAUAUUGAGGAACGUUGCCUCUUGUUUUAUUGUAUGAUAUUGGUAUAAUUUUGUUUUGUUGGUAUAAGUUCGUUUUGUAUA
Messenger RNA from Quercus lobata, 1359 nucleotides. Its product is annotated as vacuolar protein-sorting-associated protein 37 homolog 1-like. Gene Ontology annotation, cellular component: ESCRT I complex. Lineage: Eukaryota; Viridiplantae; Streptophyta; Magnoliopsida; Fagales; Fagaceae. Gene Ontology annotation, molecular function: metal ion binding. Gene Ontology annotation, biological process: protein targeting to membrane; protein targeting to vacuole; ubiquitin-dependent protein catabolic process via the multivesicular body sorting pathway. Bases 163 to 1251 code for a protein of 362 amino acids. The transcript is spliced from 11 exons. The record is from RefSeq and is a predicted model, not a curated record.